This is a messenger RNA of Cylicostephanus goldi, 637 nucleotides long. NCBI's taxonomy places the organism in Eukaryota, Metazoa, Nematoda, Chromadorea, Rhabditida, Strongylidae. The record is from the annotation of a GenBank genome assembly.
UUUGCUUUUCAGAAGGUACGGCUACUACGAAGUACACGAACAUGGAGCUCGAAGACUGGCUAAAAUUUGUCGAGAGAUGGGUGUCGAACGAUUUAUUCAUAUGUCUGCUCUUGGUGCUACAGAAAAUCCACCUAAGGGGCAUUUCGUCAAGCAGUCGCAAUUUCUUCGCAGCAAGGGUUUGGGAGAGCUCGCUGUUCGAGACGAGUUUCCCAGUGCUACCAUCGUUCGCCCCUCUUUGAUUUAUGGAGAGCUCGAUGGUUUUAUCUCAUAUUAUGUCAGCAGAUGGAGAAAAACUCCACUCGAUUUGGUGUAUCUGUACAAGAAAGGAGAGCAUACGUAUAAAAUGCCAAUUUGGGGUGGUGACGUCGCAGCGGGCCUUGCUGCUCUUGUGAGAGACCCAACGUCGGCAGGUCAAACGUACGAAUUUGUUGGGCCACAUUGCUACCAGCUCAGUGAAUUGAUGGAUUUCAUGUAUAGAAAAGCCCAUUGUAUUACCGAAUUUGGAUUCCAUUACCGACGGCAUUCGCUUCCUGACCCGUACUUCAUGAUUCUCACGUGGCUUACCGAGCAAUGGGGUCAUUUCUUCAAGACCAAAGUCCCAUUGAAUCGUGAAUGGAUGGAAUAUGUUGUAUGUUUC